AACGUCCCCCUGGUCCUCAUUGUGCAGCCGAGGAAACAUCGCAAGGUUUAGACGACGUUGGAAUGAAAUGGCAGAAACUGCUUGUGUCACGGAAGCACACAGAUUAGGUUACGUAGAAGCUACACAUGUAUUUUGCAAAGACCCUGGCCUGCUAGUGUGAGGGAAGCGGGAGCGUAUCCGGAGGACAAAGGAAUUAAAGAGCUGUUUUCUCCCCCCAAAAAAGCGUCCGGGUUGUGUCUCCAGCAGACAGCAAACGGCGACUGCGGGUCGACACUUGUUUUAACCGGAGAGGGGUCUUGAGAGGACAGCCCCAUUGAAUGCCCAAUCAUAGCGUUUGUCCAAGGCUUCACCAUGAACCGGAACAAGCGUGAAAAGGAGUACUACAGUAUAGAUGUGGGCGAUUCAACUUUUAUGGUUUUAAAGCGCUACCAGAACCUCAGACCCAUUGGAUCGGGAGCACAGGGAAUCGUCUGUUCAGCGUAUGACCACAACUUGGAGAGGAACGUUGCCAUCAAGAAGCUGAGCCGGCCGUUUCAGAAUCAAACUCACGCCAAACGGGCCUACAGGGAGUUGGUGCUCAUGAAAUGCGUCAACCACAAGAACAUAAUCGGCCUAUUAAAUGUAUUCACACCACAGAAGACACUGGAAGAAUUCCAAGAUGUGUAUAUAGUGAUGGAGCUGAUGGAUGCCAACCUCUGCCAGGUGAUCCAGAUGGAGCUGGAUCACGAGAGGCUGUCCUACCUGCUCUACCAGAUGCUGUGCGGCAUCAAACACCUGCACUCUGCCGGCAUCAUACACAGGGACCUUAAGCCCAGCAACAUCGUGGUGAAGUCCGACUGCACACUGAAGAUCCUGGACUUCGGCCUGGCCAGGACAGCCGCCACUGGACUCCUCAUGACGCCCUACGUGGUCACCCGCUACUACCGCGCCCCUGAGGUCAUCCUGGGCAUGGGUUACCAGGCCAACGUGGAUAUUUGGGCUGUGGGCUGCAUUAUGGCAGAAAUGGUUCGCCACAAAAUCCUUUUUCCAGGAAGGGAUUAUAUCGACCAGUGGAACAAGGUGAUCGAGCAGCUGGGGACCCCGUCUCAGGAGUUCCUGAUGAAGCUCAACCAGUCGGUGAGGACCUACGUGGAGAACAGGCCACGGUAUGCUGGCUACAGCUUCGAGAAGCUCUUCCCUGACGUCCUGUUCCCUGCAGACUCUGAACACAACAAACUGAAAGCGAGCCAAGCCCGAGACCUACUAUCCAAGAUGCUGGUAAUAGACGCGUCAAAGCGGAUCUCGGUGGACGAGGCUCUCCAGCACGCUUAUAUCAACGUGUGGUACGACCCAACUGAAGUGGAGGCACCGCCACCCGCCAUCACAGACAAGCAGCUGGAUGAGAGAGAGCACACAGUCGAGGAGUGGAAAGAGUUGAUAUACAAAGAAGUGUUGGACUGGGAAGAAAGAACAAAGAAUGGCGUCAUCAGGGGACAGCAAGCGUCCAUAGCACAGGUGCAACAGUGAGCGGCAGCACCACCAGCACCGCACCUCCACGCCCUCCUCCGCCAACGAUGUCCCCUCCAUGUCCCCCGACCCGACCCUGACUGAACCAGACAGCAGCCUGCAUGAGGCCAGCACGUGCGCUUCUCUUGCAGCCACCGCCCCCCUGGGCUGCUGCAGAUGUCUAUCAUCUACACCCCCUCCUGGUCCUGGGAUGGGUUUCUUCCCCUGGUCUCACAUCCAAGACCACUUGCCCGACACUGGCUCCUGGCCCGGCCCCCUGCAUCUGCCCCUCCC
Etheostoma cragini (Arkansas darter) is the source of this 1779-nucleotide messenger RNA. It is a transcript of the gene mapk8b, whose product is annotated as mitogen-activated protein kinase 8b. Gene Ontology annotation, biological process: protein phosphorylation; JNK cascade. The record is from RefSeq and is a predicted model, not a curated record. Lineage: Eukaryota; Metazoa; Chordata; Actinopteri; Perciformes; Percidae. Gene Ontology annotation, cellular component: nucleus; cytoplasm. The coding region runs from base 352 to 1506 and encodes 384 amino acids. The transcript is spliced from 12 exons. Gene Ontology annotation, molecular function: JUN kinase activity; ATP binding.